Molecule: messenger RNA, 477 nt
Organism: Quercus lobata
Lineage: Eukaryota; Viridiplantae; Streptophyta; Magnoliopsida; Fagales; Fagaceae
Exons: 2
Coding region: 1-477 (158 amino acids)
Source: RefSeq, a predicted model, not a curated record
AUGGCACAGAUCAAUAACCAUGUCAUUGGGUUUACAAAAGAAGAUGGUAGGCGCCUCCACCACCCUCACAAUGAUGUGCUUGUGGUUAGCAUUCAAGUAAGGGACUACAACACCCACCGAGUCCUGGUGGAUAAUGGGAGCUCUAUCGACAUCCUCUACUACCCAACAUUCCAGCAGAUAAGGAUUGAUAGGGAACGAUUGAUUCCAGUUAAUGCGCCGCUCGUUGGAUUCGGAGGAAUAAAGAUCAAGCUAGAUAAGGCUGAUCAAAAGAAGACUUCAUUUGUCACCAUUCAGGGUCUCUUUUGCUGCAAUGUGAUGUCAUUCGGGCUCAAGAACGCAAGAGCCACAUAUCAGAGACUGAUGAACAAAAUGUUCGCACAUCAGAUUGGGAGGAAUGUGCAAGUUUACAUGGACAACAUGCUAGUAAAGAGCCUACAGGAGGACGAUCAUUUGAACGACCCUCCAAGAGACCUUUGA